UAUUUCUCAUACUGGGAUGUGACUGAUCAUUGAACUUGCAACUAUUUCAUACUCUUAGAGCUAGUCUCAGUGUUCUCCAAGUUAUGCAUUCACAUCUGUUUCAGUUUCUCAUACUUUUUUGCUUGCUAGUCUCUAUUGCAUAUUUGUCUCUGUGUAUUUGUUACACUAAUUACAAAAUACAAUCUGGAUGAAAUUAUUUUUUUGAUGCAGUGCCUAACUUGACUAAUCAUGGCCAAACAGAUUGCACCAGGCGGUAGUGCUUUGACUUCUCUCCUAUUGUUCAGUCAGAGCCAUCGUGUAGAUGUAGAAGGCCUUGAGUUAAGCCAGAGAUCUAAAAAUGCUGUUGUGAUGGCAAAGAGGGAAGAAUUAAUUGAAAAUUCAAGUUGCAUAUCAUAAAAAAAUAACAGAUUGGCUUGGGAAUUGGAUGCAAACAGUGGGCUACCAUGGUUUGUGAGAUGGAGAAUGACCAUAUCGAGGACAUGGACAUUGAAAUCCUCCAUUCAAUGUGGCCUGAAGAUAUUGAAACCGAUGUUGGAAAAAAAUUUAAUAUAGAAAAGCCUGGAAAGGACGAAGACAUGUUGGAAGAGAUUAUAAUCAUGGAGGAGUCAACCAUAGUUGAUUUCAAGCGUCUCAUGGAGCUCACAAAUUAUACAGAUAAGGGCUCUUCUCAACUGUCCCACCUUGUGAAACACUUGGAGUAUAAGCAGGCCAAUGCUGUGCGCCUUCUUAGAGAAGAACUUGACAACCUAAGCAAACAGAGGCGAGAGGUUGAACUAAGGAAGUUGGAGAUAUUGGAGGAGCAUCGAUUUGAAGAAGGAGCGUAUGGGGACAAACGUACAGUUUCUAUUUUGGAUGACAUAUAUGAUAUAUGGCAAGAUGUACCACGUAGGAAAUGCAACGUUGUUGUUCAAAACAAGAUAAUUGAAAUAAAUGCUGAGUAUGAUACAACUGUGUAUUGGAAACAGCGGGCUCUGCAUUUGGAAAAAAUGCUGGAGGAAAGUGUACAAAGGGAGCAGAUACUUGCAGAGAAGUUGCAAGAAAGUAUAAAGAAUCUUGAAAAGCAGUCCUCACCUGUAGAAGAACUGUCCCAGAUUCUGAAAAGAGCAGAUAAUUUCUUACAUUUUGUACUCCAGAAUGCACCUGUGGUUAUUGGUCAUCAGGACAAAGAGCUGCGAUAUCGAUUUAUCUAUAAUCAUUUUCCAAGUUUGCACGAGGAGGACAUCAUUGGAAAAACAGAUGUUGAAAUUUUUACAGGAUCUGGCGUUAAAGAAUCUCAAGAUUUUAAGAGAGAAGUUCUAGAAAAAGGCUUGCCUGCGAAAAGGGAAAUUACUUUCGAGACAGAAUUAUUUGGGUCAAAGACAUUCUUGAUUUAUGUAGAACCUGUCUUCAGCAAGACGGGGGAGACGCUAGGAAUAAACUAUAUGGGAAUGGAUGUCACCGAUCAGGUGAGAAAAAGAGAAAGGAUGAUGAAGAUCCGGGAAGAAAUCGCGGUUCAGAAAGCCAAGGAGACAGAACUGAAUAAAACCAUCCACAUUACAGAGGAGACUAUGAGAGCAAAACAAAUGUUGGCAACCAUGUCUCAUGAGAUAAGAUCCCCAUUGUCUGGGGUUGUUAGCAUGGCUGAAAUUCUUUCUAGGACAAAACUUGAUCGCGAGCAAAGACAACUCUUGGGUGUCAUGCUAUCUUCAGGAGAUUUGGUUCUUCAACUUAUAAAUGACAUACUUGAUCUUUCCAAGGUUGAGUCAGGAGUUAUGAAGUUAGAAGCAACCAAGUUCCGGCCAAGAGAGGUAGUAAAGCAUGUACUCCAGACUGCUGCAGCUUCACUGCGGAAAAAAUUAACAUUAGAAGGACAUGUAGCAGAUGAUGUACCUGCUGAGGUGAUUGGAGAUGUUUUAAGGAUUCGGCAAAUCCUCACAAAUUUAGUCAGCAACGCCGUCAAGUUUACUCAUGAAGGCAAGGUUGGUAUAAAUCUUUACGUUGUGCCAGAGCCAUCUUUUUCUAAAGCAGAAGCAAGCCUCCAGAAGACUAGUAUAGACCAGUCUAGUAUUCGCGGGAAUGGAGUAGAAGAUAAGUUUCUCUCAACACCUCAAAAUAGCAGUAACCAAAAUCAUGCAUCGAGUGAUGAAGAUAGAUCUUCAGUUAAAAGCGAAUGCUUAAUGAAUGGAGGUACUGAGGAGCAGCCUCGCUCAACUGAAACAACAGUGUGGAUACGUUGUGAUGUCUAUGACACAGGAAUUGGAAUACCAGAGAAGGCUCUACCUACUUUAUUUAAAAGGUACAUGCAAGUCAGUGCAGACCAUGCAAGAAAGUAUGGUGGGACAGGGCUGGGACUAGCAAUAUGUAAACAACUGGUUGAGUUAAUGGGUGGUCGUCUUACUGUGACUAGCAAAGAACACAGUGGUUCUACAUUUACCUUCAUAUUGCCAUACAAGAUUUCAACGAUUUGUGAUCAUUCUGACGAGCCCUCAGAUACAGAGGAUGAUGAUGAUGCUGCAUCCGAUGAUACAACAGAGGGCUUCUUCCAAUUUCAACCAGCCACUUCGGGCUCUCUGUUCUCCUCCUAUGGAUCUAGCAGGACCCAGACGUUAUUACCUCAAAAAAUUGGGUGUGCAACCUCGCAUAAAUUCAAUGGAUUUUCAGAGAAUUCAUACUCAGUUUCCUCUAAUGAUGUCAAAUCGAAGGAAAUAACUUCAGUUGAGGGUGUAUCCUCAAUAACUGAUUGCCCGGAUAUAUCUGAAUGUGCAUGUUCAUCGGGUCAUGGCCCAGAGAUAGAGGACGAAAAUGUAAAUACAAGAAACAAAUCAGGGAAUGACAGUGCGCAUUCUUCCUAUCACACGGAAGUUGAUCAAGGUCGGGCAACUAUAGCAACAAUGUCAAGAGAACAAGCACAUCAGAGUCAAGAAAGAGCAGAGAUUGUCUCGCAAUGCGUCACUGGCAGCAGUUCAGAAGUAGCAAAACCAAAUUUAACACCUAAGAUCCUUCUCGUUGAGGAUAACAAGAUCAAUGUCAUGGUGACACAGUCAAUGAUGAAGCAAUUAGGUCAUAGCAUGGAUGUUGUGAAUAAUGGAGUGGAAGCUGUACGUGCAGUUCAGCGCCAGAGUUAUGACCUAAUUCUUAUGGAUGUGUGCAUGCCAGUUAUGAAUGGUCUGCAAGCAACAAAACUGAUUCGUUCUUUUGAAGAAACGGGUAACUGGGAUGCUGCAAGAGAAGUUGGAAUUGAGCUAAAUCCACCAGCUUCAUGUUUGCAUAAUAAUGAAAUUUGUUUACCUGCCGCCAAGUCGAGCCACAUCCCCAUUAUUGCGAUGACAGCAAAUGCUUUGUCAGAGAGUGCUGAAGAGUGUUUUGAAAAUGGUAUGGAUUCAUUUGUAUCAAAACCUGUGACUUUCCAAAAAUUGAAAGAAUGUAUUAAACAGUACCUACAGUGACAUCCUUGUAAAUUUUUGCCUGUGCAUAAAAGAAUAAUAGCCUAGGAAAGUUUUGUAACGAACACAUCAAGUUCUACAGCAUCAUGAAUGUCUACAGAAAA
Neltuma alba is the source of this 3526-nucleotide messenger RNA. RefSeq names its product histidine kinase 5. The transcript has 12 exons. The record is from RefSeq and is a predicted model, not a curated record. Gene Ontology annotation, cellular component: plasma membrane. NCBI's taxonomy places the organism in Eukaryota, Viridiplantae, Streptophyta, Magnoliopsida, Fabales, Fabaceae. Gene Ontology annotation, molecular function: phosphorelay sensor kinase activity; histidine phosphotransfer kinase activity. The coding region runs from base 444 to 3425 and encodes 993 amino acids. Gene Ontology annotation, biological process: phosphorelay signal transduction system; protein autophosphorylation.